CGCUUUGUGAGUUAGACUAGAUUGCGAAGCCUUGUAGAAAGAGGAUGUCAGAGACCGGAACGUGCAUGAAGCUGUUAAAUCCACCAGAUGCACCUGAUGGAUGUGAACUACCAUCUGGCUAUAAAGCCAAACGAUGCUUCUUCUGCAAAAGUUGGACCACCGAUAAGGCACCAUGGGACCAGCGAAACACCCCUCUUGAUGCCUGGCACCCUUUGAUGCCGUGGGGGAGAGGGAACAAACAGAAACCGAUUGGCGAUGUAUGCAAGGUCUGUAUGGUAGUAUGGGAGCAAUGUGGAUUUGAAGCUGAGCACAAGUUCGACAUGAAUGCGUUUCGGAAGGCAGUGACGGAGAACGGAACCCUUCUGCAUCCAUUUUUGGCUUGCCGUUUGAAAGCCAUCAAGAUCAAGAUUGCAGACCCAUCAGUUCGGUUUCGUUUGGAGAAGCAGGGGAUUACAAUGCACACCGUGGUGACACAAGAGGUUGGCGAGCGGGGACUUGAAGCUCCGGAGGAAUAUUGGGUCGAGUUGUCGGCAUAUGAGAAGGAUCCAGAAAACCCACCUGUGCAAGCAUCCGACUAUGUGUAUGAAUAUGUGGAUGGGGUCUUGAAAGCAGGUGUAAAUGUGUUGACUGGAAAAGCUGGAUGGCACAAACGCAUCAACCGUGACUACAACAGCGUUUCAAAGCGCACCAAGUUGACUGAUGAUGUGGAGAUUUCUGAUGGUGCGAUUGACAAAGUUCAUGCAGCUGCCAAAAGCAUUGUGUUGAAGCGUAAGGCAGCUACCAUUGCACUUCCAGAAGGACAGCGAGCUUCCUCGAGUUCGCGUGCUGAACAUCCAGUGGAAUCGAUGUCUGCGCCAUCUUUGAGGGCAGACAACGCAACUGAGAGAGGAGACCCUGAUGAUGCCACCUCUGCAUCAGAUGACGAGACAGAUAUGCCAUCCACUGGCUUGAUGAACUUGCUCAAGGGUUACCAGAACCAUGGGUCAAAAGCUCCUGGACCCAAAGCUGUUGCAAAGUCGACUGCUGCAAAGGCUGCUGCUCCGAAGAAGGCAAGUGUUCGCCCCAAAGCUUGCCCCAAGGCAUCUACUUCCAGCUCUGCAGCAAUGAAGACUAGCAUUGGAUCAGUUGAUUCGAAGAGGAGAAAGACUACAGCUGUGCCUGAAUUCUCAGCACCACAUGUUGGUAACACUGAGGACAUGUGCGCAGCAGACAAGGAGAUUGUGGAAAGCUUUCAGACACGAUUGCAAGACCUCAGGUCGGUCAAGCCUCCUUUGUCAGAGCCACAGUUCAAGACAUACAUUGGUGACCUCAUUUCGAAGAGCAACUCAUUCUGGAGCGAUGUUAGAACCAAGAGCAGAUCAGCAAAGCGACGCAACAACAAGGAUGAUCCCUUGCCCAUGGUGUUGGACGGCAUUGAGGAAUCCAUCAAGGAGCACAUCAACUUGCUCAAAUGUGUCUUGGGUACAGUCCCAGUGGAUUCGACGACAACAUUGAUCACAAUGCUGGAUGAGGCAACAACAUUGCGCCAGUGUGACUUCAACAAUGCCGUCAUCCGGAAGGGAUUGAAAUCUUUGGUGAUUCAAGACGUCCAUGUCUCUGAUUGGCAGAAGCUGAGCACAGACACAUUGACCAUUAUCCAUGACCGAUUUGGUCCAGAUGCGGGCGAUGGUGUCAGCAGCGACGAUUUCUUUAUCAUCUUGGUCAUGCAGAACUUCCAGAAGCUACUUCGAUGUGCAUCGUCAAAGUUCAAGAACAAGGAGACCACUUUUGGCGCUGUGAACAAGGAAGCAUUUGAGGGCGUCAUCAAUUUUUUGAGUGUUAUGGCGACAGGCAGCCAACUCCCAGAUCGGCUGAAGAUUGAUGCUGAACAGGUUCGUCUGAUCAUGACAGCUGACACUGCCGAGAUUGCAGAGGUUUCGAAAGCUGCAUUGGUUAUCGAUGGUAUCAAGCGAUCUCAGGAACAGAUCAAGGCUUAUCCAUUGGCAUUCAGUCUCCUUAGUCUUCCGAUUGGCUUGCGGUUUGUCAAGGAUGCUAAGGAAGUGAUUGAAGAGAGGAAGGAGAAGAUUGGAGACGCUGCAGUUCUACAAGAAUCAGUUGAAACGCUGCAAGGGUUACAUCUUGGAGACACAACCGCUCUUCUUGUGAUGUCGAAGCAGUUGAAGAAGCUGAACUCCAUUGUAUUGCAGGUGUCGAACAAUAAGGUCGUGAUGAAAAGCAUUGGUGCUGACACAGUCAAGUCCAGACUUGACAUUGUGAGAUCGUAUUCCCUGGACGCACUUGUCUUCUUCACUCAACAUCAGGUGAUGCCUUGGGUUACCAAAGCGACAGCAGCGCUUAUGGAUGUUGGUGUGUUGCCAGAUGCGAGGGUGAUUGGCACUUGGGAAGUCGCUCAGGAGCUUGGAUGUCUCGAAUUGUACCAGCCUCUUGGAAAGUUGCUCACUGCUAUCUACGACGUUGGCCACCAGCUUGGCGAGAUGAAGGCCAAGAACUCCACUGACGCGGGCAAGCUGCACCAGUGCAUCCAUACAUCUUUGGUGGAAAAGAGGGAGCUCUUUCAGGACUCAGUGCUGAAUGUGGCGCCAAACGCAGUGAAAGUUCCUGAAAAUGAUUUUGACAUCAAGCUUAUCAAGAAGUCGCUGUGUGAAUUGUUUGACGCCAUGGUCGCUGCUGAGCUCAAGAUGGUGAAGGCAUGCAUGGCUACCCACAUGGAUGCUGUGAAGGUCUUUGCUGUGGCAUAUUUGACUGGAUCAGAUGGAGAGAUGGACUUUGAUGCAGCAUUCACUGAUGCUGAACAAGCUUCCCUACGCCUAGCGUGUCUUCCCAAUGAUGAUCCAGAUCGAGCAGUUGGUCUCGCGGCUAUGCAGUUUCUCAGCAAGCUCUUCACUCAAGGACAAACGAAAUCCAAGUUCACAGAAUUGGAUGAGACGCACAAGCUGGUGGACAGGCUGCUCAGUGUGGCACAGAGGCUUAAAUCCAAUAUUGAUCUUCUUCGGUCAACAGGCUCGGUUUCAUGGAGUGCCAUUUGGCAGUUCUUGAAAUUGAACGAUGCGGUGGACAUUGUGGAUGUUGAGUCCAGGCUAUCACAUGAGACUGAGAAGUUGAAGGCUGAUUAUGCACAGCUGCUCAAGAAGCAGGAGGAGGCACUUUGGGCGUUAUGCGAGCAGGCCAACACCAUGAAUCCUCCUGAUGCAAUGGCCUUGGUCUAUGACAAAAGUCCCGAUGUAACGCCCAAGAUGGAUGAUAUUCCACAGGUGUCCCAGCUCAAUGACAAGCAUCUUGCCAAAGUCACUGCGGAAAUGCAAUCCCUAUUCGAAGUCACAGACGAAUGCCGCAAAAUGCUGACCGAUGACGAGUCCGAUGCAGCCAAGAAAUUGCAGAUAACAACACACAAGGCGCAGAGCAUCUACCACAACCUUGUAUCACUCAUGGCGGUGAUUGCCCUUUUGAAGAUUUUUUCAUGCCGGCGAUGGGCUAAGGCAAUGACUGCAGGUAACAAACCUCCUGCAAAACUCAUCAAAGAACUUAAAAAAACCAUGUUGACGGCAAGGGAGCUUGGGCUGAAUGUGCCUGCAAAUCUGCAAGCAGCAGCGUCUAAGCACUCCUCAGCCAUUGACGAGAGCUAAGUGAUGGUUUCUG
Cladocopium goreaui is the source of this 3636-nucleotide messenger RNA. The record is from the annotation of a GenBank genome assembly. Lineage: Eukaryota; Dinophyceae; Suessiales; Symbiodiniaceae.